CGUCGUCAUCCCAACAGUUUGCCGGCGUCUAUCCGCGCAGUCGGUACCCAUUCCAAUGCCCUGUGGAAGUUGAAUGUACAGCGCGUGUGAACACGUGCCCAUGUGUCAUGAUCCUUUUAUAAUUGCGGAGUAAAAACAACUCUCUCAUCUGUCAGUUUUCACGGUGGAAGUUUACUCAGGAAUCGAAGAACUGCUGUUACACGUGAGUUUGUGAUUUUGUGUCCUCCAGUGAAUCGAGGGUAUGUGAGUUGAAACGGAGCCGAUGAUCGUGCCAAUAUGGUGGAUCGUGAUCGAGUCCUUUGGGGCCUGUUGAUUGCCCUACUGAUCUACCCGAAUGAUAACUUUGGUGGUGCAUCUCCGCCGGAGUUUAAGGCUCCAAUAACGAAUUUGACAGUUGCUCUUGGGAGAGAUGCGAUAUUUACGUGUCUGGUGGACCAUUUGGGUGGAUACAGGGUCGGAUGGGUAAAAGCGGAUACAAAAGCCAUUCAAGCGAUUCACGACCAUGUAAUAACCCACAAUCCUCGCGUCUCUGUGUCCCACAGUGAUCAUUCAACCUGGAAUCUUCAUAUCAAGGGCGUUCAAUUGGAGGAUGCUGGACUCUACAUGUGCCAAAUAAACACUGAUCCAAUGAAGAGCCAGACUGGAAUGCUCUCCAUUGAAGUGCCACCUGACUUUGUAGCAGAAGAGACAUCCGGUGACGUUUCGAUUCGCGAAGGUGGACAAGUGAAGCUUACGUGCCGAGCGACUGGUGUUCCAUCGCCUCAAAUUAAUUGGCACCGUGAGGAUGGUCAGGAUAUUGUCAUCCGUGAUGCAACGUUUCUACCCACUGAUCAGAAAUUGAAAGCGAAAACCGUGAGUAAACAUCGUGGUGAGGAGCUACGUUUAACAAAAGUAUCGAGAAAUGAUAUGGGAGCGUAUCUGUGCAUAGCGAGUAACGGUGUGCCACCGGCCAUCAGCAAGCGAAUCACGAUCAACGUUCAUUUUCCGCCGGUAAUUCACGUACCUAAUCAACUAGUUGCAGCACCCAGGGGAACUGAUGUUGCAUUGGAAUGCCAAGUGGAGGCAUCGCCGAAGUCUAUCAACUAUUGGGUCAAGGACUCAGGGGAUAUGAUCAUAUCCAGUCUAAAGUAUGAAGCUCAAUCAAUUCCUCUAUCGGCCUUUCGAACUCGGAUGAUUCUCACAAUUCACAAUUUGCAAGAGCAUGAUUUCGGCACUUACACCUGCACAGCCAAGAACUCCCUCGGGGAAGUUGAUUUCAGCAUACGCUUAUACAAGAUGACUGGAACUGGAUCUCAGCAGAAAUCGGAUUACGACGAAGAGGUAGACGAUACGGAGCAAGUUGCAUACGGCUCAGCCGAUGACGAUAAGAUGGAGAAUAAGGUGGAGGGUAAAGCAUAUGCAUCAGAUAACACGGUGCAGGGUCACGUGGGUUUACCAGCCUCAAGUAUAUCAAGCCCACCGCCAACAAUGAAAAUAACAAGGAGGCGUCCAACGGCCAUGACAGGAUCACCCCAGGGCGAUCGUUCUUCAUCGAGUGCAUAUGGACUAUUUCACUGUCACAGCCUAAUGGCCACUGUAUUAUUCAUCAUGAUCAAACACUUUAAGUUAUACUAAAGGAAUUGCUACGAUGUUCUCAUCCUGAAAAUGUAAAUUUAGUUAAAACGAAGGAAUAAAGGGAGAGACGAUGAGAGAGGAGAUGUGGCACCUGAGUGAGGAACAUGUGAAUAAUGUUGUCGCAAAUUCUUGAGGAAAAUGAAGACUGUAGAUAAAUAUGUCUUUAAGUGAAUGGGAAAAAAGGCAUAGUAGACAGGAACAUAUCAUUUUUGAAAUUUUCUAUUUUUUGCUCAUUCCGCUCAUUUAUUGCUCGGUGUAUUUCCUUGCCUUUUGGGGGAAUUCGUUGAGUUCUAGGGAAACUAAAGUGUAAAAUUUUCCUGGUAGAGAAUACGGCUUUUCACUUGGUGCAGCAUUAUUCCGCACAAUUCAGCUUGAAACAGGCGAAUUAAUCAUUUCCUGAUCAAUAUUUCUGACCAGAAUGUAAUUAAAGAGGAUAAAAAAUUAUUGCGGGAAUAUUUUCACUUCCUUUUGAGGCUUCUGACCUUCUCAAAUACGCGGCGAUAAUGUGAGAGUGUGUAAAAUAAGAUGGGCUCAAAUUAAUCGAGUCGAUCGAUAGUCUCGAUUGGUUUGGAUGUGUUCAAUGAUGAAUAGUUAGACGAUAAAUCUCGUGUAAGAGUUGAAUGUACAUACUGUUAAGUCGCGGAGAAAUAUGUAUGAAUGAUUAAUCAUAACGCUGAAUUAUUGUAUAAAAUAUAUUGAUCUUUGUUCUGCAUCACUGGCAGAAAGUGAAACUAAUUUAUGGAAUUGAUUAAAUGAUGGCGUUUUCCACAUCUCCAAUAACUUGUUUUACGUUGGGUGAACAUUCGCCGAUUCAAUUUUUAAUUUCAAUCGUGUAGCCAAAGAUACCAUGUAAUCCAAAUAAAUUGAAAUAAACUGACU
Molecule: messenger RNA, 2493 nt
Organism: Diachasmimorpha longicaudata
Lineage: Eukaryota; Metazoa; Arthropoda; Insecta; Hymenoptera; Braconidae
Product: neurotrimin-like
Exons: 10
Coding region: 277-1614 (445 amino acids)
Cellular component (GO): neuron projection
Source: RefSeq, a predicted model, not a curated record